Molecule: messenger RNA, 667 nt
Organism: Corylus avellana
Lineage: Eukaryota; Viridiplantae; Streptophyta; Magnoliopsida; Fagales; Betulaceae
Product: large ribosomal subunit protein eL34
Biological process (GO): translation
Cellular component (GO): ribosome
Molecular function (GO): structural constituent of ribosome
Source: RefSeq, a predicted model, not a curated record
GGCCUCGGCCAUUGCCCAAAGCCCUAGUAGAAAGAGGGAGGUUAGAGGUUCUCAAAGAUGGUUCAACGUCUGACAUAUCGCACGCGUCACAGCUACGCCACCAAAUCCAACCAACACCGUAUCGUCAAAACUCCUGGAGGGAAGCUAGUGUACCAGAGCACCAAGAAGAGGGCGAGUGGGCCUAAGUGUCCUGUUACUGGAAAAAGGAUCCAAGGGAUUCCUCAUUUGAGACCUGCUGAGUAUAAGAGGUCGAGGUUAUCUAGGAACCGGAGGACUGUUAACAGGGCUUAUGGUGGAGUUCUUUCUGGUGGUGCUGUAAGGGAAAGGAUUGUUCGAGCCUUUUUGGUGGAAGAGCAAAAGAUUGUGAAAAAGGUCUUGAAGAUUCAGAAGGCAAAGGAGAAGGUAGCCUCAAAGAAAUAAGAUUCAAGAGUUUAGUGCGAGUUUCAAGCAGCUUCAGUGUAGUUUUUGCUAUGGCAGAGCAUGUCAGAACCAUUUAAAAGUAAUUUGAGUUUUUCUGAUUUGGAUCUUUCCCCCUUUGUGCUUUUGCCUUCGCUUGUUUAAAACCAUGAUUUGUAUUACCCCCCAUUUUGUCGACAAAUCCAUUAUGCUAAGAUUUUAGUUAUUUUUCUGUUGGUGAUAAUAUAUACUUCCUUCUAGAUUGUUAUUA